AUGAUGGAACUUUAUAUAUGGCCUUCAGAGUUUGGUCUUCCAUCCGUUGAUCCACAAUGCCUGCAGUUUAUGGCCUGCGCAAAAUUUUGUGCUGCUCCAAUAACAGUUGUUCCUUCUACCUCUCCUUGGAAAUUUAAUGGAUCUUUUCCUUUAGUAGCCAUCAAACGGGAGGGGAGAUCGAAACCAGAUUACGUGGCUGAUUUCGAUAGUUUUGCAGAAAUUCUACGUACCAGCGCUCAAGAUGUAAUUCUGGACAGCGAGCUAACUGCUGCACAGAGAAGUGAAUUUGACGCUUAUUCUAGCAUGAUGCUACAAAGUUUUUAUCCUGCUUUGCUUUAUUUGUUAUGGCUGGAUCGGUGGAAUUAUGAAGCUGUAACUUCUCCUUGGUUCUCUACAACAUUGUUUUUUCCUUAUGGGCUCUAUUAUCUGGAAAAGCACCGUAUGAAAGUGAAAGCUUACAUAGAUGCUCGGGGUCGAUCAGAAAAGAGUUUGUUACUGGACGCUAUGACAACUAUUAGCUUGCUGUCUGCAAAGCUAGGAGACAACAAAUAUUUUUAUGGGGAUAAGCCCAGUUCUCUUGAUGCGUUGAUUUUCGGCUACCUAGCUCCUAUUAUGAAAAUGCCGCUGCCCUCUGACCGACUACAGCAACACCUGCUGAGUUUUGCGAAUUUAGUUAGAUUUGUGGAAUCGAUAAUUAGCAUAUAUCUACCACUGACGGAUUCUCAAUUACGACUUCAGUCUGUUUCCCGUGAUGUCUGGUUUAAAAGAAGAACACGUGCUCAGAAAGCUGCCGAACGUUUAAACAUAAAAAAACAAACCGCUGAACCAGAAGAAGCUGUGAGUCAAAUGAAUUUUGCAUUUUCAUUGAGUAGAACUAUUUUGAGCUUGUUUUUCAUAAAAUUUUUUACACCACUUAGAGAUACAGUGCUUUUCGCAUUUGCUGCAGUUACAUUGUCGUUAUUAUUCGCGGUACACACGGGACUUGUUGCCUUUCAGACUUCUGACGAAGAGACGGAGGAAUAG
Messenger RNA from Enterobius vermicularis (human pinworm), 1023 nucleotides. NCBI's taxonomy places the organism in Eukaryota, Metazoa, Nematoda, Chromadorea, Rhabditida, Oxyuridae. The record is from the annotation of a GenBank genome assembly.